AUGGUGGAAAGGUACUCUGCGCCUGAGCCUGGACGAUCAGCCACCAAGCCUUUGUCUAUCGAAAAGGGACGAGGAACGCCAUUGAAGGAUAUUCCAAAUGUGGCUUUCAAGUUGUCCAAGAGAAAAACUGAUGACAAUCUGCAGAUGCUUCACAUGAUUCUGUUUGGAAAGAAAGGAAAGGCACACAAUCUAAAGAAGAACAUAGGCCUGUUCUCAGGCUAUGUGUGGGUUGAGAAUGAGGAAAAACAGAAAGCUAAAGUAAGGGAAAAGCUUGAUAAGUGUGUCAAAGAAAAGUUGAUGGAUUUUUGUGAUGUGCUCAAUAUCCCUAUAAAUAGGUCUGUUGUGAAAAAGGAGGAACUCACAGUAAAAAUAUUGGAAUUCUUGGAAUACCCACAUGCAACUACUGAUGUUCUGCUUGCAGACAAGGAGCAGAAAGGUAAGAAGCGCAAGGUCUCAACUGGCAAAAAUGUGAGUCCUGGAGAAACAUCAACUACAUCAGCCAAGAAACGAAAACAAACACCUCAAAGUGGACAAAAACGAAAGCAUUCAUCCAAAGAUGAGGAAGAUGAUGAUGAUGAAGAUAAAGUUGAAUCACCAGAUGCUAAGGAUGAUUCAGAAGCGGAUGAUGAAAACGAGGCAGCAACAAAAGAAGAGAGUGAUCAUGAGGAGAUUAAAUCAGAAGAAGAAGAAGAUGAGCCAAAGGAGCAGACACCACCUAAGAAAUCAAAAAAAUCUGUAAAGCAGAGUUCGGUGGUUAAAAGUGCAGAGAAAGCUACCCCUGGCAAGAAGAGCACACCUGCAAAACCUGUUAAAAGUCCAGCAAAAUCUACCAAAAAGGCUUCUGGCUUAUCAUCAAGAAAAAGUGCUAAAGAUAGCGAUGGAAAUUCCGCUUCAGUUUCUAAAUCGAAGGGAUCUGCAUCUAAGAAACAAAAGGUUGAAAAGGAGAACCUUAAGGACCGAAGUGCUUCCUCCAAAGACAAGGUUGCUGGCAAGAAGCAGUCAACGAAGUCCCCAUCAAAGACUACUGCAAAAGAUCAAGGUGUGAUAUAUGUUGAACAAAACAAGGCCACAAUGGAUACUGGUCCUUGGGCAAGUAAAGUCAAGUUUAACAAAAAAGCUAAGGCAGAACCCACCAGACAAGAGAUGCAUGCAGUUGUAGUAAAUAUUCUGAAGGAGGUGGAUUUCAAUACUGCAACACUAUCUGACAUCCUCAGACAGCUUGGUACCCACUUUGGCAUAGAUCUGAUGCAUAGAAAAGCAGAAGUGAAGGAUAUUAUUACUGAUGUAAUUAAUAGCAUGUCUGAUGACGAAGAAGAAGGUGAAGGGGAUGAAGCUGAGGAUAAUACUGAGGCUGGUGAUGAUGCAGAUAAAGAUGGAGAUGAGGAUGAUGAUUAG
Messenger RNA from Dovyalis caffra, 1395 nucleotides. The record is from the annotation of a GenBank genome assembly. NCBI's taxonomy places the organism in Eukaryota, Viridiplantae, Streptophyta, Magnoliopsida, Malpighiales, Salicaceae.